Chroicocephalus ridibundus (black-headed gull) is the source of this 5382-nucleotide messenger RNA. RefSeq names its product NLR family pyrin domain containing 6 (gene NLRP6). Bases 640 to 3768 code for a protein of 1042 amino acids. The transcript has 11 exons. Gene Ontology annotation, molecular function: protein binding. Gene Ontology annotation, cellular component: cytoplasm. Lineage: Eukaryota; Metazoa; Chordata; Aves; Charadriiformes; Laridae. The record is from RefSeq and is a predicted model, not a curated record.
CCUACGCUGCGCCUGGCCCAGCCUGGGUUGUUUGGGCUGGCCGGCAUUCCCCAAUCCAAGCUGCUGUGGCCGAAUAAAAAAGUCUCCACGCCUUCAUCACAGCCUUCCGCAUCGCUGUGAGGAGGGAGGAGCUGGUGCUAGGAAGAGAAGAAAAGAAAAGAGGAGAGGAAAAAAACCGAGGCGCAGAAAGAACGAGAAGCUUGAAAACCUUGACCUGAGAGGGAAGGAAACAGCAGCAGACUUUGAGAACGGAACCCUGCCCAUACGGGAAAUCAGAGCGCCUGUGCAGCUUUCCGGCUUGAUUUUGCUCCUAAGAUGAGCCUCCAGAUGCAUCAUCAAACCUGGUGGCUUGGUGGCACCAUGUGGUGGGUCUCACCUUGCUCUGGAGCAGGGCCAGCUGCCCGGCUGUGACCCUGGUGGGACUUUGGUUCUUCUGGCAGGGACAUGAAUGUCCUCGUGGGGAUACGGCUCUCCUGGUGAGGACACUGACCUCCUGGCAGGGACGCUGCACUCCUGGUGGGGACAUUGCUCUGUUGGUGAGGACGGUAUUUGGCUGGUGAGGACAUUGAUCUUCUGGUGGGGACACUGAUCUUCUGGUGGGGACACUGCUCUGCUGGGCCGGGGGCCGGGAUUCUCCCCAUGGGGCAGUACGUCAGCAAGAAGCACACCCCGAGCAGGGGCAUCCCCCCGGGCACCGCCGGGGAUCUGCUGCUCCACGCCCUGGAAGACCUCACCCAGAUAGAUUUUAAAAAAUUUCGGGAUGUGCUGGCGCACGGAGACCUGCAGGGCAGGCGCUGCAUUCCCAGGGGGCGGCUGGAGAAGGCUGACUGGAUGGACACGAAGAACCUCAUGCUGGAUUUCUACGGCGGGGAGGCUGCCCUGGAUGUGGCGAUAGCUGUCUUCGAGCGCAUCCACCUCCGCAACGCUGCCGACCUGCUCCGGGAAAGCAGGGAGAGAGCCCUGGGGCCCGCUGCUCUGCUGGGUUCAUCGUCACCAGAUUUCCAGAGGAAUUACAAAAGAGCCAUACGCCAGGCGUACAGCCGCAUAAAGGACCAAAACGCCCGGGUGGGCGAUAACGUGAGCCUGAACGCCAGGUACUCGAGGCUGGUGAUCGUCAACAAGCACCGCGACGAGGAGGAACGGGAGCAUGAGAUCGUGGCUAUGGGGCGGAGGCACGCGGAGAUCAUUAAGGAGCAGGCCAGCGCCUCCAUCGUGGUGGGCGACCUCUUCAAGCCCGGCCCCGAUGGCUGGACCCCCAAGGAGGUGGUGCUGCUGGGGGCCGCGGGCGUGGGCAAGACGAUGACAGCCAGGAAGAUCAUGCUGGACUGGGCGUCCGACAAGGUGUUUGCGGAGUUUGACUACGUCUUCUACAUCCACUGCCGGGAAGGCAACCUCCUCACCAGCCAGGCCAGCAUGGCCGACCUCAUCACCCAGUGCUACCCCGGCAGCUCUCCGCCGCUCGCUGAGAUGCUGGGGCAGAUGGAGAGGCUCCUGUUCAUCAUCGAUGGCUUUGACGAGCUCCGCUUUUCCGUCGACCGGCCCCUGUCCGAGCUGUGCUCCCAGCCCUUCGAGCAGAGGCCGGUGGAGAUCAUCCUGAGCAGCCUCUUCCGCCGGAGGCUCCUGCCCAAGAGCUCCCUGCUGGUCACCACCAGGCCGGCCGCCUUGCGGAAGCUGGGCAAGUGCCUGGAGUGUGAGCGCUACGCCGAAAUCCUGGGCUUUGACGAGGCGGAGAGGGAGGAGUAUUUCCACAAGUUCUUCGAAAACGCGGAGCAGGCGGCUGCCGCCUUCCAGUUCGUCAGAGGCAACGAGAUGCUCUUCACCAUGUGCCUGGUGCCCAUUGUGUGCUGGAUCGUCUGCACCGUCAUGAAGCAGCAACUCGGCUGCGCCGGGGGUCUCACCCAAAGCCCGAAGACAACGACGGGGAUCUACAUCCUCUACCUCUUGGCCCUGCUGCGGUCGCUGAGUGGGCCGGUGAAGCGAGGCAUGCCCGCGGUGCUCAGGAGGCUCUGCUGCCUGGCGGCCGACGGCGUCUGGAGGCAGAAGGUCCUCUUUGAGGAGAAGGAGGUGCAGGGGUACGCCCUGGACCAGCGGGAAGCCCUCCCGCUCCUGCUCAACGAGCACCUCUUCCAGAAGGACAUCUCCUGCGUCAGCACCUACAGCUUCAUCCACCUCAGCUUCCAGGAGUUUUUCGCGGCGCUCUUCUACCUGCUGGAAGAUGAGGGGGAGGCACGGGACCCCCCCGCCGGUCCCACCAGGGAGGUGAAGGCGCUGCUGGAGAGCUACGGCAACUCCAGGAACUACUUCAUGAUGACCGUGCGGUUCCUCUUUGGGCUCCUCAACAAGGACCGCAGGAGGGAGCUGGAGGAGGAGAUGGACUGUAAAAUCUCCCCCAGGAUUACGCAGGAAUUACUGGUGUGGCUUCAAAAGAGCCAGCAAACGGCCCUGGCUCUUCUGGAGGAGGAGACGGCGGUGAUUCGUGAGAUGGAGGUCUGCCACUGCCUGUACGAGCUCCAGGACGAGCAUUUUGUAGUGACUGCCUUGGAUCCCUUCAUGGGGGUGUACCUGCGAGGGAUCAACCUCAACCGCUUCGACCAAAUCGUCCUGGCCUUCAGCAUAAAACACUUCCCCAAGCUGGAGUCGCUGGACCUGGGCCACUGCUCCUUCCUGCGGGACCACCCCGAGCACCCUGCGGGCCCGCAGCCGGCCCAGCCGGCACGUCGGUGCGUACGGGCAAUACAGCAAGAGGAGGGAAAGCAGUCGCCCAUCCACCUGCUUUGUCAAGCCUUGGAAAAAUCAGGCUGCAAAUUAAAGACAUUAAGGUUUGAUCGGUGCCAGCUCACAGGCGCCUGCUGCGGGGCUCUGGCCUCCGUCCUCAGCGUGAAACCCACCCUGGCGGAGCUGGACCUGGCUGGGAACGAGGACCUGCGGGACGGUGGCGUGAAGCUGCUGUGCGAGGGGCUGGCGUGCGGCGGCUGCCGGCUGCAGAUACUGCGGUUGGGCUGCUGCAACCUGACGGCCGCGGGCUGCGGGGCCCUGGCCGCCGCGCUGGGUUCCCUGCCCACCCUGGCGCAGCUGGACCUGAGCGACAACCCCCUGGGGGACGGCGGCGUGCGGGAGCUGUGCACGGCGCUGGCGGGGCCCGGCUGCAGCCUGCAGAAGCUCUGGCUGUGGCGGUGCCGGCUGACGGCGGCGAGCUGCGGGGCUCUCGCCGCGGUGCUCCCGGCCAGCCCCAGCCUGACCGAGCUGCACCUGGGGGACAACGAGCUGGGGGACGGCGGCGUGCGGCGGCUGAGCAAGGGGCUGCGGGAUCCCGCCUGCCGGCUGCAGACCCUCAGGCUGUGGCGGUGCCGGCUGACGGCGGCGAGCUGCGGGGCUCUCGCCGCGGUGCUCCCGGCCAGGCCCUGCCUGACCGAGCUGCACCUGGGGGACAACAAGCUGGGGGACGGCGGCGUGCGGCGGCUGAGCGAGGGGCUGCGGGAUCCCGCCUGCCGGCUGCAGACCCUCAGCCUGUGGCAGAGCCGGCUCACGGGCGCCUGCUGCGCCGACCUCUGCGCCAUGCUCAGCCCCAGCCGGAGCUUGGAGUUCCUGGACCUGAGCGACAACGACCUGGGCGACGCCAGCGUGCAGCAGCUCUGCAAGGCGCUGGGGCAUCCCACCUGCUGCCUGCAGAAGUUGUGGCUGAAGAAAUCCGGGUUAAGCACAGAGACGCUGCAGAAGCUGGAUGCCCUGAAAUGCGGAAAACCCACCCUGAAUAUAGGCUACAUGUGAGGAGCAGGGCUGGCUGCGGCGAGGGCUCCUCACCCGCUGGCACAGUGUCACCCACGCAACCCCCUGAAACGUCACCAGCAACCAGCGGGGAAAGGCCUGGCGCGUAUCCCCAUGAAUAAUGAGGACUCUACCCUUGAAUUUAUCAAGCGCGAGCUAACGAAAAGAACUCCUCGCCGCGGGAGGCGAGUGCUGUGUCGUCUUCGAGGAAGCACGUCAACCACGAGGACCUUGAGGAUGGCACAAAUCUACACGUUUGGAGAAGCUCAGCCGGCUCGGCAGGAAAGUGAAAACUGUUCGUGUGCGAAGCUGAACGGCCCUCACGGUACCACUGACAGUCACGCCCGCAGGCCGAGCAGCCCCUCGCCCCGGUGCAGCCCCUUCCCUCGGGCACGCGUGGCACCUCUAACCUGACGGUGUAACCGAAUGGAACCGACCAGCCAACCAAACACAGGCAGGAGCUACUAAUACUACAACGGUGUUGUAAAACACGCGGGAACAUCACGCAGAGCGUUCUGAUGGGCGUGCGUGACAGGAGGAGAGACCCCCCCCAGCACCGCAAAUAAACUAACGUCGGCUUUGCCAAACUACAAACCUGGUUCAGAGAGUGGCAGCUUCGUUACAGAUUUUGGUAGCCGAAUUUGGCGACCCAGGUGGGACAAGCUCUCCGAAGCCUCUCCGGACCAGCGGAAUCGUGGGGCAUCCAGCCGCAGCGGGGUGUUUUCAGGGACACCUCCCGAUUCCCUGGUCGGGUGAGCCCUCCGGUCGGCCCUCCUGCUAUUUGGGUUUGGCACUGGGCAUUUGGAUUUGGUAUUUGGCUUUGGUAACUGCCUGCAACGAAGUCGUACCUUGGCACGGCACGCGCUGUCGGGGUGCGUGAUUGCUGCGCACCGGAAUCUGGGCGUUUGUACGCUGCAACGGGGACGCCCGGAGUCCAAGUCCGUUUUGGUCGUCGUUUUGGUUAUUUGGUAUCACGGGAAAGCGACAAUCUACCCAAGGGGGGAUCCCCAGGUGGUCACCCCCAGCGUGCACUCCUAGCCAUUGGAGUAAGUUCGGUGGUGACCCAGCCUACACUUUAGAAGACUGGGAGAAACGGCCAACGAAGGGAAGUUUGAAGUAUAACGCUGUCACCGUAUUCCUCCGUGCAACUACGACUACUGUGUCCUCGUGAAAUCAGUUGCGGAGAUUGGCACAGCUUCUUAGGAUGAAAGUAUUCACCCAGCGGAGCAGGAAACAAGAGGCCAGCUGAUGCAGCAUUCCAGCGACUCUCUCGGAAACCCAGAUUCUUAAGCCGCGCAGGGAUCGCUCGAGGGUGGUUGUAGCGGUUUUAAAAAAAAUCUUGUGUUAAUAUGCUAAUGUGAAAUGUGAAAGCCUUUUGAAUGACGAUAGCAGAAGCACAGAAAAUUGUUACCAAAGCUGUUACGUUUUUUUACUUCAAGCUAGGAUUGGUGAUAUUUUCCCUGGGUAUACGUAAAGCAGCAUCAGCUUAUUUUUCUUUAAAUGGGCAGUAAGGAAGUGUUUUUAUUUGCUUUCUUUACGGUAAAGCUAAGGAAUUCCUGGUUUCCUUGACCUCAGUGAUAACUCACCUGCCUGUACAUUAAAACAAACCCAACAUUA